AUGCCGGCCGUGCACUAUUUCGACGAGGUGAAACCGGUUGUCGGCCUGCCGAACAUUUCCCCUCAUCAAACCCAUGAUGCUCUCUACAAGUACCCAUCAAUCUUCGCCAGACGACACGACGUCUCUGGAUAUGUAUUAAAGCAUUGGGACCUGAUCCCGAAUCAAGCCCUUGAAACGCAAAUCCGCCUCCCCACAACCACCAUCGUAAAACGAAAACAUGAGAAUGACCACGUGGUCCGAUUGAUAAAGGCCGGAACUCGAACCACGGAAACUGUACAGUGCGUCCUGGUUGCUUGGGGCCAUGGCAUUUUCUGUUGGGAACUUGGUGGAAAGAAAAAGGUCGAUUUCAUACGAACGCUGACAUUCUGCGGCCGCGAAACGAGCCAUAGUAGACACUCCAAUGUCGUGGAUUUAUGUUACAACCCUCUUAACCAGGUGCUGACGCUAUUGCUUGGAGCGGAUGUUUGGGUUGUGAAAGAGUUGCGGCGAAAUCACCAGACGAUUACUGUGGCGUACGCACAUUCUACGGCG
Mesorhabditis spiculigera is the source of this 531-nucleotide messenger RNA. The record is from the annotation of a GenBank genome assembly. NCBI's taxonomy places the organism in Eukaryota, Metazoa, Nematoda, Chromadorea, Rhabditida, Rhabditidae.